This is a messenger RNA of Poecile atricapillus (Black-capped chickadee), 1370 nucleotides long. It is a transcript of the gene SNRNP48, whose product is annotated as small nuclear ribonucleoprotein U11/U12 subunit 48. NCBI's taxonomy places the organism in Eukaryota, Metazoa, Chordata, Aves, Passeriformes, Paridae. Gene Ontology annotation, cellular component: U12-type spliceosomal complex; nucleoplasm; cytosol. The transcript is spliced from 10 exons. The coding region runs from base 129 to 1280 and encodes 383 amino acids. The record is from RefSeq and is a predicted model, not a curated record.
CAAAGCUUGACUCAGACCCUCAGCAUACCCGUCAGGGCUCGCAGCCGCCCUCUCUGAGGCGGGAGCGCUCUCAGCGAACGUGGCGGCGGCCCCACCCCUCCGCAGUGACGGGGACGUCCAGCGCAGCUAUGGCGGCGCCCAGCGCCGUGUGGCUCGGCGGGGACCCGGUGGAGUGGGUGCUGUGCCCCUACGACGUCCAUCACCGUGUUCCCCGCGCGUCCCUGGAGAGGCACGCGGCGUCCUGCCGGCUCCGCAGGAUGGGAUACUCCGCCAAGGAGGAGGCCGAGAUGUAUGACUCCAGCUUUUUCUACGAAAACCUGAAGGUUCCUACUGUCACCAUGGAUAAAGAUCUACAGUUUCAUAUUGUUAAGCAGGCUAGAGCCCAAAGUGCAAAGGAAGGUGCAGGCUACAGCGAAGGAUCUUAUUCAUUACUGCCUGUAGAAGUUCCUCAAAACCACAAGCAUUUCAUCUGUGACCUGACCCAAGCUGACCGUCUUGCUCUUUACGAUUACGUUGUUGAGGAAACAAAGAAACAGAGGUCUAGAUCCCAGAUAAUGGAAAAUGAUAGUGAUCUCUUCGUGGAUUUAGCAGCAAAAAUCACCCAAGAUGAUAGUCAGAAAGGUCCGAAGUCCCAUCUUGAAAUUUUGGCUGAAAUGCGAGAUUACAAAAGGCGGCGGCAGUCAUACAGAGCUAAGAAUGUUCAUAUAACAAAGAAGUCCUACACUGAGGUGAUUCGGGAUGUGAUUGGUGUGCAUAUGGAAGAACUCGGCAAUCAGUGGCAAGAGAACAGGUUGCAUAAUGCAGAGAUAUGUGAAGGAGAGAAGUUGAAGUCCUCAGGAAGGGAAGACAGGCGGUCAGCUUCAGUGGACUCACGGCAGUCUGGGGGAAGCAGUAGGGAUACGGAGUGCACGAGACACAGGAGAGACACCAGCAGGAGUCCAAGUAAACGAAGAAGGAGUCGUGAGAGAGGCAAAGACAGAGAUUCUUGGAGAAAAAGAGAGAGGACCACAGGUGUGUGGGACCUGUGUUUGAGCAGACAUGAGGACUCUUGGGCAGAAGAAAUGCUGCCUUGCCCUUCAUGUUUGGGGAUGAAGACAAAUAUCACAACCAUAAAAGAAGAAAGUAGAAACAAUAACCUGAUUAUUUUGUUCAUCAGCUGUUCAAAACAUAACUUCCACAAGAACUAUUAUUACUGUUGUUUUGCUCAAGACAGUAAAGUUGCCCACAUAAUAUUGGUGUUGCUUAACACCUGUGCUGCUUUGGAGACAAAAAAGUGCUAAGGUUUGUGAGGAUGGAAGCAGUAUAUUUUAGAAAAUGUGUAAAUCUGUAACAUUUAUACAUCUGCUAAUAAAUUAUAUUGAUAUCAUGUA